UCACUAAUGUUGAUUUAAUAGAAGGGAAUCUGGAAAAAUUGGAAGCAAAACAUCAUUUCUCUAAGAAAAUUUUGGAUAACAGAAGUUCCGGAUAACAGGGCAAACCAAUUCAAUCACCAUGAGUUGGAGCUUCCUGACUCGCCUGCUAGAGGAGAUCCACAACCAUUCCACAUUUGUGGGGAAGAUCUGGCUCACUGUAUUGAUUGUCUUCCGGAUUGUCCUUACAGCUGUAGGAGGGGAGUCCAUCUAUUAUGAUGAGCAAAGCAAAUUUGUAUGUAACACAGAGCAGCCAGGUUGCGAGAACGUCUGCUAUGAUGCCUUUGCACCCCUGUCCCAUGUGCGCUUCUGGGUAUUCCAGAUUAUCCUGGUGGCAACCCCCUCGGUGAUGUACCUGGGCUAUGCCAUUCAUAAGAUUGCCAAAAUGGAGCAUGGCGAAGCAGACAAGAAGACAGCUCGAAGCAAACCCUAUGCAAUGCGUUGGAAACAGCACCGGGCUCUGGAAGAAACAGAAGAGGACCAUGAAGAGGAUCCCAUGAUGUAUCCAGAAAUGGAAUUGGAGAGUGAAAAAGAAAAUAAGGAGCAGAACCAACCUAAACCCAAGCAUGAUGGCCGAAGGCGGAUUCGAGAGGAUGGGCUUAUGAAGAUCUACGUGCUGCAGUUGCUGGCAAGGACCGUUUUUGAGGUGGGUUUUCUGAUAGGGCAGUAUUUUCUGUACGGCUUCCAAGUCCAUCCAUUUUAUGUGUGCAGCAGACUUCCCUGCCCUCAUAAAAUAGACUGCUUUAUUUCUAGACCCACUGAAAAAACCAUCUUCCUUCUAAUAAUGUAUGGUGUUACAGGCCUUUGCCUACUGCUUAACAUUUGGGAAAUGCUUCAUUUAGGGUUUGGGACAAUUCGAGACUCGCUAAACAGUAAAAGGAGGGAACUGGAAGAUCCGGGUGCUUAUAAUUAUCCUUUCACUUGGAAUACACCAUCUGCUCCCCCUGGCUAUAACAUUGCCGUCAAACCAGAUCAAAUCCAGUACACCGAACUGUCCAACGCUAAGAUUGCCUACAAGCAAAACAAGGCCAACAUCGCCCAGGAACAGCAGUAUGGCAGCCAUGAGGAGAACCUCCCAGCUGACCUGGAGACUCUGCAGCGAGAGAUCAGAAUGGCUCAGGAACGCCUGGAUCUAGCAAUCCAGGCCUACAGUCACCAAAACAACCCCCAUGGACCCCGGGAAAAAAAAGCCAAAGUGGGGUCCAAAGCUGGGUCCAGCAAGAGCAGUGCUAGUAGUAAAUCAGGGGAUGGGAAGACCUCCGUCUGGAUUUAAUCUUGGCUUAAAACUUGUGCUUUUCAUAGUUUAUGGUAAGCAGCGGCUCACUGAAUAAUGACUUCCAUUGAGUAAACAUUUGGCUCUGGUUAUCUUCAGGGAUGCUGUUGGCUCAUGGUCCAAGCUCAGGCGACUCUGAAAGCGGGGCUGGGACAAGGGGGAGAAAAGGGGAAAACACAGUGUUCCUGGGCACAUAUUCCAGCAAUAAUACAGUUAUGGAACUUUACAUUUAUGUCUUCCAGAUCUGGAAAAGAACAGAUAUAUUUAAAUCAUUCUUGUUGAAAAGUUUUUGUAUGUACAGUAUUAUGGUACAUUUUUUUAGUACGAGAAUUUUUUUUGUAUUUGUAUAUUGGACCACUGUAGUUAUACUUUUAUAUUAAAGGA
This is a messenger RNA of Neomonachus schauinslandi (Hawaiian monk seal), 1693 nucleotides long. RefSeq names its product gap junction protein gamma 1 (gene GJC1). Gene Ontology annotation, biological process: cell communication. NCBI's taxonomy places the organism in Eukaryota, Metazoa, Chordata, Mammalia, Carnivora, Phocidae. The transcript has 3 exons. The coding region runs from base 119 to 1309 and encodes 396 amino acids. The record is from RefSeq and is a predicted model, not a curated record. Gene Ontology annotation, cellular component: connexin complex.